Molecule: messenger RNA, 5279 nt
Organism: Megalops cyprinoides (Indo-Pacific tarpon)
Lineage: Eukaryota; Metazoa; Chordata; Actinopteri; Elopiformes; Megalopidae
Product: NEDD4-like E3 ubiquitin-protein ligase WWP1
Exons: 25
Coding region: 207-3032 (941 amino acids)
Biological process (GO): ubiquitin-dependent protein catabolic process
Molecular function (GO): ubiquitin protein ligase activity; protein binding
Source: RefSeq, a predicted model, not a curated record
UUGAGAGAUGGCAAUCGGAGUUGCACGCCCAGUUUGAGAGAGGCGACGAAGCAGGCGGACAGAGCCGAGUCGCAAUUACCGCAGAGAAGGCACUGAAUUACCCCGCCGGAGAGUGAUCGGGCAGGCAAGAACCAUGGGACACAGAGUUAGCUGAACGUCCAGAGGGCUUUGCGAACGAACCAAACGCUCUCGCAGUGGAGUGUGACAUGGCCACAGGCUGGUCAAGGACGGACUGCAGCAAUAACCAUGGUGGGAGGUCACAGCUACACGUCACCGUUUCCUGUGCCAAACUGAAGCGGAAGAAGAACUGGUUCGGUACGGCCGUCUAUGUGGAGCUGGCAGCUGAGGGGGAGACCUGCAGGACCGCCAAGUCCCACAGCUCCUCCAGCCCCAAAUGGGAGGAGAGGCUGACAGUGAAUGUAACGCCCAACACCAAACUGGACUUCAAGGUGUGGAGCCACCACACGCUGAAGGCCGACGCACUGCUGGGCAGGGCAGGGCUGGACAUCCACCAGGUCCUGGAACAGCACGACCGAAAACUGGAGAAUGUGAAGGAGGUUCUGAAGCUGACCUUGGACAGUAAGAACGGCGUGGUCCCGGCGGGGGAUCUGAUCGUCGUCCUGGACGGCCUGGCAGUGGAACAGGACACCCAGCACAACGGCGCUGGGACGGCCACUGCCACCGGAACCACCAUCACCACCAAAGUCCAGCAGAAUGGGGAGGCCAUCCACGAGCAGAGCGGGGAGACCUCGAGAGCCGGGACCAGGUCCAGCCCCGGUCCUGGUUCCGGCUCCAGCGGGGUAGACGGCCCGGGCCCCUCCUCCUCAUCCUCCGCGUCCGAUCAGAACGACUCUGGCGCCGCCCCCGUCGUCAACGGCAACAGCGACGCCUCCUCCUCCUCCCCCACCCACCAGACAGCCAGCCCCCCGAACACACCCACCCCCACCCCUGCCCCCAAACCCACGGACACCCAGGUGGCCAAUGGGAACGGGGCAGUAAAUGGAGAACCACCUGCUGCUGCUGCUGCUGCGGCUGCUUCUGUUCCUGCUGCUGAGGAGCAGCUGCCCCCUCCUGGCGGCUCGGAGGAACGCAGUAACGGUGCUUUGUCAACCUCGGCAGCCGACUCCACCCCCGCCCCAGGCCCCGCCUCCUCAUCACCAGCCGCCGGCGCGGCUGCAGCAGCGGCCGCCACCCCUUCCUCAUCCUCCUCCUCCUCCCCCGCACCUUCAACCUCGGCGACCUCCAACGCGGAUGCCCAGACCGCGCAGGAUGGAGCCAAGCCCAGAGCGCAGCCGGGCAUCGCCACCACGGACCCUCUCCCGCCGGGGUGGGAGCAGAGGAAGGACCUGCAUGGCAGGACGUACUACGUGGAUCACAACACCCGGACCACCACCUGGGAGAGGCCACAGCCGCUGCCCUCAGGCUGGGAGAGGCGUGUUGAUGACCGGGGCCGGAUCUACUACGUGGAUCACAACACCAGGACCACCACCUGGCAGCGGCCCACCAUGGAGUCAGUCCGCAACUUUGAGCAGUGGCAGUCCCAGCGCAGCCAGCUGCAGGGAGCUAUGCACCAGUUUAACCAGAGAUACCUCUACUCAGCAUCGAUGAUGUCCGCGGAAAAUGACCCCCUUGGUCCCCUUCCCCCUGGCUGGGAGCGCCGCGUGGACUCGAACGAUCGGGUGUAUUUCGUCAACCACAACACCAAGACCACACAGUGGGAAGACCCCCGCACACAAGGGCUGCAGAAUGAGGACCCCCUGCCCGAGGGCUGGGAGAUCCGCUACACUCGCGAGGGCGUCCGCUACUUUGUGGAUCACAACACCCGCACGACGACCUUCAGCGAUCCGCGCACUGGGAAGUCCUCCGUAACCAAAGGCCCACAGAUAGCGUAUGAGCGCAGCUUCAGGUGGAAGCUAGCUCACUUCCGUUACCUGUGCCAGUCCAACGCCCUUCCCAGCCAUGUUAAGAUCACGGUGUCUCGGCAGACCCUGUUUGAAGACUCUUUCCAGCAAAUCAUGGCCCUGAAGCCAUAUGACCUGAGGAGAAGGCUGUAUGUCAUCUUCAGGGGGGAGGAGGGGCUGGACUACGGUGGCCUGGCAAGGGAGUGGUUCUUCCUGCUGUCCCACGAGGUCCUGAACCCCAUGUACUGCCUGUUUGAGUAUGCCGGCAAGAGCAACUACUGUCUGCAAAUCAACCCCGCCUCCACCAUCAACCCCGACCACCUGUCCUACUUCUGCUUCAUUGGACGCUUCAUCGCCAUGGCGCUGUUUCACGGCAAGUUCAUUGACACAGGCUUCUCCCUGCCCUUCUACAAGCGCAUGCUCAACAAGAAGCUCACCAUCAAAGACCUGGAGUCCAUCGACCCCGAGUUCUACAACUCCCUCAUCUGGAUCAGGGACAACAACAUCGAGGAGUGCGGCCUUGAGAUGUAUUUCUCCGUGGACAUGGAGAUCCUGGGAAAAAUCACUUCACAUGACCUGAAGCCGGACGGCGUCAAUGUGCUGGUGACGGAGGAGAACAAAGAGGAGUACAUUGGGCUGAUGGCAGAGUGGCGGUUCUCUCGGGGGGUGGAGGAACAAACCAAAGCUUUCUUGGAUGGCUUCAAUGAGGUGGUACCGCUGCAGUGGCUGCAGUACUUUGAUGAGAAGGAGCUGGAGGUGAUGCUGUGUGGGAUGCAGGAGGUUGACCUGCAGGACUGGCAGAGGAACACAGUCUACCGGCACUACACCAGGAACAGCAAACAGAUCAUCUGGUUCUGGCAGCUGGUUAAGGAGGUGGACAACGAGGUGCGGCUGCGGCUGAUGCAGUUUGUCACAGGGACCUGUCGGCUGCCACUAGGGGGCUUCGCUGAGCUGAUGGGGAGCAAUGGGCCUCAGAAAUUCUGCAUAGAGAAGGUUGGCAAGGACACCUGGUUACCCAGGAGUCACACCUGCUUUAACCGACUGGACCUGCCUCCGUACAAAAGCUUCGAGCAACUGAAGGAGAAGCUGCUCUUUGCUAUCGAGGAGACUGAAGGAUUCGGCCAGGAGUAGACAGGGAUUUUUGUCGGGUUUUCACAUCGAGGACCUUGUUUGAAUGAAUCUAAAAAAAAAAAAAGAUGAAAAGAAGAUGCUCUUUUGCAGUUUACCCAGCCAAGUGGAGAGAAAAAAACAAGAAAAGAAAAUUGCACAGUUAACUACUAAUGUACAUAAGCUAUUUUCUCAUUUAAAACUAAAUCUUCCUUCAGAACCUCGUUUGGCAAUCCCCCCUCCCCUCCCCCUACCUCUUCCUCAUAAAUAUGCAAACCAUUUCAGCUUUUUUUCCCCUCUUUUAAAAGCAGGAAUCUGUAUACAGUCUAUAUAUAUUUUAUUUUCUUUUGCCUGGUUUUUAAAAAGAACAAGAAAGGAUUUUAUAGCUGAAACACGCCCUGUGGCUCUAGUUUUAUAGAGCUUUAACGGCAAUUCUCUGGCCCCGGUUCUAGCGCCGUGGCCUGUUCGGACCGGUCCUGUGUACUGUUACCACGAUGACCCUGUGCUUUCUUGGCUGUCUGUCAAAGUGAGGAACGGACCGCCCUCUUUACGUCAGCCCCGACCCCUGACCCCGGAGACGUUCCCAGGACAGCAGGCUCUACAUAUCGGAUGUGUCCAGUCUCAUAUCUCUGUUUUGAUAAGGAACUGUGACAAAGCACUGUUAUCAUUCUUUUGUUUAUUUGGAAGAUUAGUUUACCUUGUUGUCCCAUGCCCCCCAUCCACACACACAUACAUACACACACACACACACACACACACACAUACUUAAACAUGACCAAUAAGCUGGUUCUUAAAUACAUUCAGUCUUGAUGUGUGUGUGUGUGAUAGGAGAGUGGGGCUCUACGAUCCCUGUGAUGGUUGGAUCAACAGUGUGCUAUCAGUCACAGACUCUGAUGAACCAAUCGGAGGACUUUGCUCUGAAGUGUAACACACUGUGAUUGGUGUACAGUAAGUAGGUCAUUGGUCACACAAUGGCACUAUUCUUUUAAGGGUUCAUGGAGCCUGACUCUUCCAGCUGUGUGCGGCAGGGCUUGUGAACACAUACAGUAAGUCACAUGAAGAAGCCUGUUGUCACAGUAUCUACAGUUUUCCCCUCUUCAAAAGUUUUGGUGGGACUAGGCUAAAUGGGUGCAGAAUUAAGGUCACUGCAUCCGUUUUUUUUUUUUUUUUUUUUUUACUGAUCCAGAUUGGAUCAAAUCACACUGCUUAGAUUUUUGUAGAAACGAAAUUGAAAUGGCGUCAUGCUGCAGUUAUGGAUUCUGCACGCAAGAUGUAUGAUAAAGCAGAGGCUUUUCUUUCUUUGAAAUCUUUGCACGAUAGUUACGCUCACAGAUACUGCAACACAUUAAUGAUGAGAAAACGAGACCUCGUUAAUAUCGUGCAAUUGGUGACUCAAGAUUUGAGCCAAUCAUAGUGUUGUUGCCGUCGAGAGCAGUGUCUUCUGAUUGGUUCAUGUCAGUGAUUGACAGCAAAUGGUAGCUCUUGAAGGUGGCUCUUGAAGCCCCUUAGGCACAGUGUGCAAAGCCCUUAAUAUAGCAGACUUUACGGGUAACACACAUGGGGUUGGGGGUUGGGGGUCGGAGUUAAAACCGGGAAAGGGGGUUUAUCUCAAAGUGGCAGGUCUGAUGACUGGCACUCUUAAGCUUUACUCAAGCCAUUACAGCGUGCUGUUUCACUUAUUUUUCUUACAUUAUUUCCUUUUAAUUUAUUACAGUAUUGUUGAUUUUUUUUGUGUUUAUUGGGGGGCAAAAUAAAAACAAUCUCUUGCACAAACCGCUCUGUGGAGAUCCAAAGGGAAUCUAGCAUACUACUCUGAAAGGCAACUCAGGCAAAGUGGUUGGUUGGAACGUACCUCUUUUCUAUCAGACAGCAUAAGGGCCAUUUGCUUUCCUUGGGUUGAGUGUUUUCCAGAUACUUGAGUUUCUCUGGACAGCAGAUAAUAUAUGGGUGAAAUAUCAGGUGGGAGAUAUUAAAUAUGCCGCAACGGUAGCCUAUGGUGACGUGCGUUUCCACAGUGAUGAACUGGAGUAAUGAAAAUCCUUGACUGAAAAUCUUGCAAUAAUUUCCCGGGUGAAACAAAAAUAAAAUAAUAGACACUGACUCUGGGCUUGAUGGCAGUUUUCCAUGGACACUGUGUGGCUCUUCUACAUAAUGCUUUACAGCAUAUAGUCUGAAGUUGAGACUAUAACAGAUUGUAGGCGUUAGGUAAUUUCCAUAAAAUGAUAUCUUAAAUUUCACCUUUUUUAACAGAAGGAGCAUCAUCAUCCUUAU